Messenger RNA from Lactuca sativa (garden lettuce), 978 nucleotides. RefSeq lists its product as uncharacterized. Lineage: Eukaryota; Viridiplantae; Streptophyta; Magnoliopsida; Asterales; Asteraceae. The record is from RefSeq and is a predicted model, not a curated record.
AUGGAAUUUUUAAAAAGUUUUGACUCGGAUGACGACGUAGAAUUCGUCGAGACAUUCUUCAAUGUUGUGCAACACGUUCACGCCGAAGAAAGUUCGAAUGCAGCGCGUACAAGGACGGUCGUCAAUCGUGAUCGCCAAGCCGCACACGACUUAUUGGUACGUGAUUACUUUGCCGAUAAUUGUCUUUAUAAUGACGACUCGUUCAAACGUCGUUUUCGUCUGAAUAAGGCUAUAUUUUUACGUAUUAGUAAUGCUUUAGAAUCUCGUUAUGAUUUUUUCAAACAAAAACCCGACGCUAGAGGAAGAAUGGGUUUUAGUAGUAUACAAAAAUGUGCGGCUGCUCUUAGGUAUUUGGGAUACGGUAUAGCAUUUGAUGCAUCUGACGAAUACUUGAAAAUAUCCGAGAGGACCGCGGUUGAAUGUGUAGAUUGGUUUUCUGCAUGUGUUUAUGAGGUUUUCACGAAGAAUAUUUGCGUAAACCUACUCAACGUGAUAUUGAGAGAUUAUAUUCGGCUCAUGAAGAGAGGCAUGGAUUUCCCGUUCACUCGAGGAGAUAUAGGUGAACCAACUAUCAUCCUAGAAGCUGUUGCAUCUCAAGAUUUGUGGAUAUGGCAUGCCUUUUUUGGAGUAGCGGGGUCUAACAACGACCUUAAUGUUCUUGGUCAGUCUCCACUUUUCAACGAUAUUUGGACCGGCAAAGCACCUAAUAUGACGUUUACGGUAAACGGGCACGCGUACAAAUAUGGUUACUACCUUGGUGAUGGGAUAUACCCGGAUUAUUCUACAUUGAUGAAGGCAUACUCAGUUCCUCGAAGUGAAAAAGCAAAAUUGUUUACAAAAAAACAGGAAUCAGCGAGAAAGGAUAUCGAGAGGACAUUUGGAGUCCUUAAGCAAACAUGUGGUAAGUAUCCCAUGUUAGUGGUAAUGGAAUGUGGUGCUGAUGUGGCACCCACCACAUAUGUGGUAAUUCAUCAAUAA